AUGACCAGUGUUGAAAUAAGUCCAUCCGAGUCGUUUCUGCAUAGUGGCCAACAUCUCACUCUCACUGUGCAGUCAGCAGGCGAUGCCUUGCACGUGUUCACAGAUGGGCAACUAUCUGGGUCUGCCUUCGGAACUCGGAAAAACAGAAAAUUUACUUUUACAGCAAAUGCCAACCUGCAUGCUGGAACAAACAGAAUUUCACUACUCAGUGUAACUGUUGGAUUGCCGAACAAUGGGCCCCAUUUUGAGACAUGGAACACAGGAGUCCUUGGGCCGGUGGUUCUACAUGGUCUAGACGAAGGAAAGAGGGACUUGUCUUGGCAGAAAUGGACGUGCAAGGUUGGGCUUAAAGGAGAAGCGAUGAAUCUAGUUUCUCCAAGCGGAAUUUCACACGUUGAUUGGAUGAAAGGGUCCUUGUUCAUGCAAAAGCAACGGCCCCUUACAUGGUAUAAGGACCAUCCCCUUUAAAAGGCUACUCUAGUGAAUCAUAUUGACCGGAAUUUGGUGCC
Messenger RNA from Camellia sinensis, 509 nucleotides. NCBI's taxonomy places the organism in Eukaryota, Viridiplantae, Streptophyta, Magnoliopsida, Ericales, Theaceae. The record is from RefSeq and is a predicted model, not a curated record.